Macadamia integrifolia is the source of this 1093-nucleotide messenger RNA. RefSeq lists its product as uncharacterized. Lineage: Eukaryota; Viridiplantae; Streptophyta; Magnoliopsida; Proteales; Proteaceae. The coding region runs from base 189 to 725 and encodes 178 amino acids. The transcript has 3 exons. The record is from RefSeq and is a predicted model, not a curated record.
CUGGACUGUUGUUAGUCCAGUGACUGGUGAGAGAGACACACGGAGAGGGUGGGUCGGUGGGAAGUGUUGGGCUUGUGAAUGUUGGAGAGCUACUCUCUCGGUAGGAAGUAGGAACCGGAGAGAGAGAGAGAGAGAGAGAGUGAGGGCUUGAGGGGACGGGAUCACUCAGAGGCUCAGAGCAGAGAGUAAUGGAGAAAGCUCUGACGAAGGUGGGAAGCAUAAAAGCUGGGAGCUUUUGGAUUUCCCGUAAAGCCAAGAAGGAGAUCUCCAACAUUACUGAAGACAUCAGUUCUAUCUCCAAUACUGUUGAAGAGAAGGCUAAAUGGAUCUUCAACAAACUAAAAGGCAAGCCUUCAAAGGCCCUACCAGAUCUCCUUCGAGAGUACAACCUACCACCAGGGCUCUUUCCCCGGAAUGUUACUUGUUAUGAGUUCGAUGAAUCAAAGGCUAAGCUGAUUGUGUACCUGCCCUCUACCUGCGAGAUUAGCUUCAAGGACUCCUCUGUUAUAAGAUACAGUACUCGUAUCAAAGGGGUACUGACGAGGGGAAAGCUCAGCGGGAUAGAAGGAAUGAAGACCAAAGUCCUGGUAUGGGUUAAAGUCACUAAUGUGACUGUUGAGGGCUACAAGUCAGACAAGGUUUGGUUCACAGCUGGUGUGAAGAAAUCAAGAGCAAAGGAAGCAUAUGAGAUUCCUCGUGAUGCCAUUAAAGUGGAUGAGUAUUGAGGACAGAAUAUCAGAUACCAUCAUCAUCAUUGCCGUAAUCAUGCUUGCCAAUUUUUGGUAUUAUCACAUCCUGCAUUAUUAUGUGUGUGCAUGACCUUUUUAGUACAUUCUUAUGUGUACACAUUAGUGUUAGAUAUCUCUUCUUUACUAGGAAGAUCAAUGGGAAAAUCUGUUUUUUCUUCUCCCAACUCUUUCAGCCAAUAAUUUUUUGAAUGCCUCCUUCAAAGCUGUGUUACAAAUUUGUAACUUAAUAGCAUUAAGAGUCUGAGUUUCAUUUGGAUUUCUUUUGUUUCUUUAUAUAUCGGCAAGUAAGCCAUAGAUUGUCAGUUGGAUUUGAAUGAAUGAAAUAGUUGCUGAGUUGGUGUGGA